Molecule: messenger RNA, 1217 nt
Organism: Oncorhynchus tshawytscha (Chinook salmon)
Lineage: Eukaryota; Metazoa; Chordata; Actinopteri; Salmoniformes; Salmonidae
Exons: 6
Coding region: 63-1217 (384 amino acids)
Source: RefSeq, a predicted model, not a curated record
GGGAAAAGAAGAUCAGAAGCAGCCUAGAUGAAGCACACAGUGUUUUAGCACAUCUCAUUUGAAUGUACUGUUAUUUAUUAUCGCUACAAACAAACAGUCUAGCAAAUAUGCCCAAACUAACGCUCAUCAGAUUGUGUUUCUGGCUUUGUCUGGCGCGAAUGGUGGUCUCCGGAGAUCUUUAUCAUCAAGUGGAAGGUGAUCUGGUGUUGAAGCCAGAGAAGUCCACAGUGACUGACCACAUCACAAGCAUCCUAUGGAAGCAUGGGAAGAACAAGGUGGCAGAGUGGUACAAGGAUUAUGGUCUGGACAUCUAUGGUACCUUCAUAAACUGUACAACCCUGGACCAGACUACUGGAGAGCUGAGAAUCAGUGGAUUGAUGAAAACAGACAGUGGAGUUUAUUCUGUGGAGUUCAACAGCAAACUGCUUGACAAGACAUAUACACUGUCUGUUAUCAAGGCAGUUCCCAAACCCACAAUCACUUCUUCCUGUAACGCCAACCAAACCUCCUGCACUCUGACCUGUGAAGGUGACACCACUGAUGCUGAACCCGUCACCUACAGCUGGAAAGAGGGAGAGGGGCCGUGGGUUGUUGGAGGAAAACUGCUGAUUGUUUCUAAAAGCCACACUGGCAAUUCAACCAACAGUUACAAGUACAUCUGCAAGCUGAACAACACUGUUAGUGGGGAAGUCAGUGAGCCAGGUGAAGAGGUGUUUGGUUCAGAGCCUUCCAACAGAGAUUUUGUUGGUGUUGUUGUCACUGCCAUUGUAGCAUCUGUUUUCAUUGUCAUAACAGGAAUGUUGGUGUGGAAGAAAAAGAAAGGGCGCGACGGUGAGCCUAAAAGGGGUUGCGGUACAGGGGCCGGCGGCGGACCGGCUGCGGCGGCGAUUGUGGAGGUGGCGGAGGCAGCGAUUGUGGAGGCGGCGGAGGCGGCGGCGACGGCGGAGGCGAAUGCGCAGGCGGCGAUUGUGGAGGCGGCGGAGGCGGCGGCGACGGCGGAGGCGGCGACGAUUGCUGCGGAGGCGGCGGCGAUUGCGGUGGAGGCGGCGAUGGUGGCGAUUGUGGAGGCGGCGAUGGCGGCGAUGGCGGCGGCGAUGGCAGCGAUUGCAGAAGCUGCGAUUGCGGAGGAGGUGGCAUUUGCGGAGGAGGCGGCGAUUGCGGCAGAGGCGGCGAUUGCGGCAAUUCCAAAAGAGGCGGAGGCCCGGGGGCCGACCUGA